UAGGACAGGCGCAGGUCAGGUCACAAGUUUGAGGGUGAGCCUGACCAUUGUGACUGUGACGCUGGGGCUCCAUGUUGAUUCAGUGAAGGUAUAGAGGCUAAAAUCACCAAACAUGGCUCUCAGGCGGUGCUGGAGGUUCACAGGAGCGGUCCCGCGGCUGCUGUGUCAGAGAAGCGUCCAGCCCGGUGCUUCUCUCCCGGGAGGAAGGAGCUCUGUGUCCGGCCUCGAUCACACUCCCCCCGGCUGCAGAAACACAGAGUUGCUUCUGUGCAGGGGAUUCACUUCAGCACCACCCAGCACAGAUGUGACCUACGAGCAGCUGAAGCAGCUCCUGGCCGGCAGAAAAGCUGUGGUUAUAGAUGUCAGGGAGCCCUGGGAGCUCAGAGAGUACGGCUUCAUCCCUGGGGCCAUUAACAUCCCCUUGGGACAGGUGAACACUGCCCUCCAGCUUGUCCCGGAUGAUUUCAGAGAAAAGUAUGGUGGUGAAAUGCCCGAGCAGACAGACAACAUCGUGUUCACCUGUCUGGCAGGGAUUCGGAGUGAGAGGGCAGUCAAGGAAGCUGCGUCGCUGGGAUACAAAGACAUUUAUCAUUACCCGGGUGGAUGGAAAGACUGGGCGUCAAAUGAGCAUCACAACUGAUCCAGGGUUAAAAGAAGACAUAAAACAUAUGAAUCUUUUUUUUUAUGUAUCUGACAUCAAACUGGAAAUUUUGCAAACAUUCAUUCACUUUCUUGUUAAUUUAAGAGCCUGAGAUGUAAGUUGUUCUCCUCAUGGGUGAAUCCAGAGGACUCAGCAAACAUCAGCAAUCAAUCCAUUUCAACAGUGUUGACUUGAAGUUUCUUGUAAAUAUGUUUCACCACAGAAUACCCACACACCCUUUACAGCUCCUGAACAAACACAACCAGAGUGAUCCGAUCACAAUUGGUCAGCGCUAAGUGCAGGUGUGAACAAAUCCUAAUGUGUCCUCAAUGCGUCGUGAGAUCUGGUUACUGGAGGUGGUGUGGGACGCAUAUGAAUGACUGCCUACUCAGCUGACUUCCUCUGACUUGCUGCAGUUUAAACAUAUUUUUACACUUCUCAGUGUCCGUACAUUCGAACUGUUUAUAGCCAGCAACACAAUAUCAACACUGACCACCGCAUGAUGACUGAUACUUUAUUUAUAAUUGCUAAAAUCAUUCUUCGUAGAAGAGCUGCACAUUCAUUCAGUCCCUCUUGUCUCCUCUCGUUCUCUUUCUGUCACUCGCUCAUGCCAACAUACACUCGAACUGGGUAAAAGCAAUAUAAUUUGGUCUUUGCAAACACAAAUGCAAACUUGAUUAUUUGCAUUUGGAGCAGAGAAGUGAGAUCUAAGCUCAAGUGGUCACAGAAGACGCAUGCAGGACACAUUUUAAUGCCAGGUUUGAAAAGAUAAACUUAACGCUGUCUUCUUGUGAGUGAAUCUCUGAGGACUGAUGUUAAAACCAGGUCUGAACAGGACCAUUCGGCCAGUGACUGUAAUAAUCAGCACAACUAUAGUCGGACGAUGUAAAGAACUUUUUUAUUUAACAGACUAUGCAAAUGACUACUUACCUGUGCAUGAUUGUGGGUUAAUGAGCCUCCCACAACAUAUUCUGAACAGUUUUCAAUGUGAUGCAUUGUAAAUAUAUAAUAGCGUGUUGCUCAACAGUUUGUGAAGUUGUUGCAAACAUCAUUCAAGAAAUAAAAUUAUAAUUUUGAUUACA
Limanda limanda (common dab) is the source of this 1722-nucleotide messenger RNA. RefSeq names its product thiosulfate sulfurtransferase like domain containing 3 (gene tstd3). The transcript has 4 exons. Gene Ontology annotation, molecular function: thiosulfate-cyanide sulfurtransferase activity. Gene Ontology annotation, cellular component: mitochondrion. The record is from RefSeq and is a predicted model, not a curated record. Lineage: Eukaryota; Metazoa; Chordata; Actinopteri; Pleuronectiformes; Pleuronectidae. Bases 113 to 640 code for a protein of 175 amino acids.